CGUUCUGUAGGAGAAGAGACGGAGGCUGAUGCGCUCGUCUGGCUGGGCUCUACGCAUUGGCUGAACGGAGACCUCUGGUGUUUUUUUAGCUUAUAUUUUUAGCAGCGGAGGUCGGACUCGUACUGCAUCGCGCGUGGUUCAUCUGCAGUGCUGCUGCGCGCUGGAGAACGCUCGAGCUCAGCAUACUGAACGUGCCCGCUGCAACGGCGAGUGCGCUCGAGCAAACACGCAGUUCUGUCUGUUUGCGGAGCGCUGGAUAUCUCGUCUAGGCUUUCUUAAGUCCAUUUUUGUUUUUUGGAAAUGGCCAGUCCCGGAGACGAUUCGGCUUCAGAUGCCCAGCUGGAUCAAGCUGACGCUACGCCAGAACCAGCGUUUCGAGAAGCUCAGAAAUGGAUCGAGGCAGUGACCGGAAGAAGUUUCGGUGAUAAGGAUUUCAGAAGCGGCCUGGAGAACGGCAUUCUGCUCUGCGAGUUGCUGAGUUCAAUCAAACCAGGCCUUGUGAAAAAGAUCAACAGACUUCCAGCACCCAUUGCAGGACUGGAUAAUCUGACCAUGUUUCUGAGAGGAUGCGAAGAGCUGGGAUUGAAGGGAUCACAGCUGUUCGAUCCCGGAGACCUGCAGGACACGUCGAUACGAGCGAACUUAACGGGCUCUGACUGCAGUAGAAAGCUGAAGAAUGUGCUCAUAACCAUAUACUGGCUUGGUAAAGCUGCUAACAGCUGUGCAACGUAUAACGGCCCCACACUCGACCUGAAAGAGUUUGAGGGGCUUCUUUCCAUGAUGCGAAAGGAGUGUGUAAAUGAAGAGUUGGACUCCCCUAAGCGCAGUAUAAGAGACAGCGGUUACAUCGACAGCUGGGAAUCGGAGCGCUCUGAUUCGCUGUCUCCUCCGAGGCAUGGCCGUGAAGAUUCGUUCGACAGUCUCGACUCAUUUGGCUCACGAUCACAGAACACACCCUCGCCAGACACAGUUAUUCGCUGCAACAGUGAUGACUCUGAAGGUGACGCUGGUCAAAGGAAGUUGCCAGACGUGCGCAAGGAUGACAUGUCUGCCCGUCGCGUGUCCUACAAAGAGCCUCGCGUAGCUCUACCCUUUAAUCAGUAUCUGCCAAACAAAAGCAACCAAACCAACUACAUUCCUGCCCCCCUGAGGAAGAGGAGGAGCGAGCGAGAGGAAGACUGGAGGAGUCUGAGCAACUCAACAUCUCCUGUAGGAGGAGAAAGACCUCUCAGACAAGAGCGUGUAGAAGUAUUAAAAGAGGGGGCUGUCGCGUCUCGCAGCCUUGCGCUCCAGAAACAUUUCACCUGGGCGGAUGAGAAAGGGGCAGAGCUUGAGGAGGCAGAGCUUAAUAAAAUGAGGAAGCUGGAAAAGGCGGGAAUUAAAGUAUUACCUACCUCUGUGCGAUAUAACAGUCCAAUUGUAAAUCCUGUGGAGGCCAGUAAAUCCAACCCACCUUCAUCUGACAUCAUUCUCCGACAUGACAAUGAGUUCAUGCGGGCCGCCGCUCCACAUCAGUGGGACUCCAAUGAGGAAGAUGAUGAUGAAGAGGCAGAACGGAAGGUUCCAGAUGUCCAAAAGGAUGACCUUGCUUCUCGCAGAGCACGCAUGAAUCAAUUUAAACCCAGUGUGGCACAUCACUUCCUGCCAGGCUCUUGUAGCUGGAAGGACCGAGAGAAAUGGGAGGGAAUCAGGCUGGCAUCCCAGCAUGCCGUAUUGGAAAGGAUGGAGAAGAUGGCACAGGAGAAAAGAAGUCAGGCUGACUCCGCCUCCCCUGAGGUGCCAAUCAUAACUCGUAAGGACAACCCUUUCCUGAAUCCUGAAAAAGACUGGGGAAAAGAGAGGGAUGAGGAAGAUGAGAAAGAGGUAGAGGGGAAGAUAGUUGUCCCAAACCCACACAAAGAUGAUCUAGCAAGGAGGCGGAUUAGGGGAGGGCCACGCCCUCCCAAAGAUGCUCAUCAGUCAUUGGUCCAGACUUCCAUCACUCAGUCAGACCUGGAGACAUGGCAGAGACUCAAGAUGAAUACAGAUAGCAGUGAGUCUGACUCCACCGGGGCUGAAGUGUCAAUCAUAACUCGCAAGGACAACCCCUUCCUGACCCCUGAGAGAGACAGUGAGAGUAAGCAGGAGAAUGAGGAGGGAACAGACAGAGAGAAAGGGAUGAGUGUGGUGAUGCCUGAUGUAAAGACAGAUGACCUGGCCAGAAGGUGGGGCCAAAAUGGGCCUGUGCCACAGAGGGACCCCCGUCAGUCAUUGGCUCAAACUACCAUCACUCUGUCAGACCUGGAGAAAUGGCAGAGGCUCAAGAUGAAUACAGAGAGCAGCGAUGACCCUAUUGUCGCUCUGUGUCAGACGUGUCUUGAGAAAGGCUGCCGCUCUGUUGCAUCCAAGACGAAGGUUGCCAAGAACGAACUGGCCAGUUGCCGAGAACGUUUCUCUGGUGAACGGCGGCGUUUUGUGACAUUUGGGGGUGUGACAGAGAUGGAGAGUACUUCCUGGAAAGAGGAGGAGGAGGAUGAGGAAGGGGGAGAGGGACAGGGGGACGAGGCAGAGACGCUUCGAUAUCUCCUCUCGAUGGCACCUGUUGCUGUGCCCACCAUAGGGCUGGGCUCCAUACUGACAAAGAGAGCGGUUGGCAGUGGAGAUGCAAACCCUGAGCCUGCUCCUAUCGUGCCCCCUGAACCUCUGAACCCUGUCAUGUUUGACCUUAAACGGCCUUUGGCCUCCACCGAGCACAGGGUGCUGGAGGAGGAACUGGCUGAGAAAGCGAAGGAUGAGAGGGAGGAUGAUGAAGAGGAUGAAGAAGAAGAGAGGCAACCGGAUACAGAAAAGGAUGACAUGCUAGCUCGUAGAACAGGAGCAUUUCAGAAGCCAGCAAAUGGGACUUCAUAUAACAGAUUCCUCCCACAGCCGGGUUCCAAGAGAGACGGUGCUACAGUGGCUUCCUUAGCCCAGAAAGGAAGUAUUCAGAUGAGCACGAGUGGAGACGGAGACUUCCAAUACCUGGAAAGAGUCAUAAAGACAAAGAGAACCAAAAUUGGACAGAGAAAUGAACCAGUCGACCAAGUACCAAAGACACCCGUUCCAGUUGCUGUAGUAACAGAAAAGUGCCCUGACAUUGUACGCUUGUCUGCAACUAACGCCAAUCGCUCUGGCAUUUACAAUGAUGAUGAUGAAUGUGGGGAUGACGAUCAACUACCAGAUUUUGAGAAGGAUGACAUGCUUGCACGAAGGACUGGAUCUUACCUAAAUCCAAGUGCAGGACAGGCUUUUAAUGCCUUUCUGCCCAAACCUGGUGCUGUCAAACAUAAAAUCAUCCCUUUCAGUGAAUCGCAGUCACACCUCAAGCCUAGAGAGCAAGAGACAGCCCCAUCUCUGGACAGCUUCACCCUUAGUUCUGUGGCCCCGCCCCCAAGAGAUGCUGAGGACACGCCUAGGAAGUGCCCUCAGAUGAUGGACAGGCAGGAGGCGGGCUCUGUGGGUGUGGUGGGACAUGAAAGUCUUAUUAAAGAUGAGACUAUUACCAAAAGCCCCUCCCCCAAACCUCACCAACCCUCAUGUCGCCCCCUUUGGCAGGAAGAUGAUGAUCUCCCCCCAAUAUUCAGAGCUACUAGUGUUUCUGAAACGGAGAGUGUGAGUUUGAUUGACAUGCGUGAUGAAGAGGAUGAGCUGGCCUACCUUCAGCUGCACAGCCAAUCACGACAUGAGCACCUACACAACCAGUACAACAAACUCCGAGAGGAGGAGGACCAGUGGCAGGACGACUUGGCUCGCUGGAAAAAUCGAAGGCGAAGUGCAUCUCAUGAUUUGAUCAAAAAGGAAGAAGAGAGGAAAAUGAUGGAGAAGCUAAUGUCAACAGAUGGAGGACCCGGCCAUCGCCGGAAGAGCAUCAAGACAUACAAAGAAAUCGUUGAGGAGAAAGAACGUAGGGAACAUGAGCUACAUGAACAAUACUGUAAGGCCUCCACUCCAGAAGAAAAGGCAGCUGUGCUUCAACGCUAUGCUCUCCGUUUCACCAUCAGUGAUGCCAUAUUGGAGAAACUCCAGCUCCCCAAACUGCCUUCUGCGGCCUCACCGAUGCACACGCCACCUCUCCAUCAGCCUGAGAAGAAGCUGACAUGCACCACCUUAGCAGAAGCAGAGGAUCUAGAGCCUCAACAAACUACCCAAACACACCACAGUGUCCAUGCAUACCAGAAGACUGCACAAAAACAGGCACCGGCACAGCGUGAAACCCCUGAGCCAUCACCUGAUGAGACCACCAAAGCUCCAAAAGUCCUGUCAGUGCCUAUACGAGUUCCUCCUGCUCCCUCAAAGCCUGUACCCCUGAUCACCCCAAAACCCUACAGCCAGCCCAAAUUCAGCCAAGGCCUCCGCAAAUCAGUAAAGAGCGAUGGGCUGAUACGUGUGAAUGGUGACAGGACUCAGCAAGAGAACAGAGAGAGGGGCGAUAAAGAUUCUGUGUCGUGUCCUCAAGUCGACUUAUCUUCCUCACCUCCAAAGCCAGCCACACAAAGUCAGCAAAAUGAGGAGCUAAUUGCUUUAGAAGCCUCAGACCACCAGCAAAGCUCACAGACUUCCGUUUCUGACCAGGAGGAAGAAGUCGGAAAGAAGGAAAAAGAAUGUUCUCUUAGUCCUCAGGAAGAGAAUAGCAAAGAAGACACCUCAACUACACUGUCGGUGUCAGAACCAGAAGGAAAGCAGCCAGUGCCUGACACAGUGAUGAAGCGCAACUGUGUUGUCACAACAACCAUCGUGACAGAGCUCACUCAGACGCACCCCGUCCCACCAAAUGACACGUCCAGCACAGAGCAGCUUGAUUCAGUCCAUAAUUCAUGUGAUCUGAGCUCAACUGCCGAGUCCACCAAGGCCGAGCAGACUUCAUGCUCACUCUCGCUGACAGAGGGGAUUGACUACUCCAUUGACUGUAUUGAAACCCCAAUGUUGAACCUUGCAAAAAGGGUUGACCACUGGACAUGGGAUCCUAAUGAAGAGCGUAGACGGCAGGAGAGGUGGCAACAGGAGCAGGAUCGCCUGCUGCAGGAGAAAUAUCAGCGAGAGCAAGAGAAGCUGAAGGAGGAGUGGGAGAGAUCGCAGAGAGAAGUGGAAGAAGAGGAGAGGAGACACCAUGAAGAGGAGAGACAGAUACUGGAGGAAACCGUGACCCCACUGACCCCUCGCACCUCAGCUUUAUCAUCCAGUAUGGUGACAGAGGCUCCGUCCCUCACCCAGCCCUCAGCCCCUCGUGACACCAUUGUCCUCUCCUUGGCUGACUGGGAAAGGAAACAGGAAAUGCUGGAGAAACAGGGGAACCAGAGUAACAGACUAACACACAGCCCUGAUCAAGUAAUCACAGCAGCUCAGCAGAACGGUCAGAGAGCUGAACCUCAGGAGAGCCAAACAGCUACACCACAACUGCAGUUUAUACAGGAUGGCUCUUGGAGCUGUAAGUCUAAAGGAAGGCAAGAGGAUUUGAAGAAAACUGCCUCACUGGAUCGUAAACAGAGUCCACCCCAGAGCCAGACCACAAAGAUGAGGAGGACUGGGUCGUGUGAAAAUGUUUUAGGGACACACCCAUCAAAAUCACCCACACCAUCACAAGACACGCCACCUCCAUCACCCAGCAGGUCAGUAAGUGGAAAGAAGCUUUGCUCCAGUUGUGCACAUCCGUUGGGUAAAGGAGCAGCUAUGAUCAUUGAAAGCUUGGGGUUGUACUUCCAUAUUCAGUGUUUUAAGUGUGGCAUAUGUAAAGGGUUACUGGGCAACUCAAGUGCUGGAACUGACGUCAGAAUUCGUAAUGGACUUCUUAAUUGUCAAGAAUGCUACAUAAAAUCAAGGGCUGCUGGCCAGCCAACAACAUUGUGAUGCCUCUGAACUUCUGACAAGGAAAUGGAACUGACAUCUUAAACCAACCCAUGACCAUAACCAAGAAAAACAGAUUUUAUGUUUAUACGACGUUUCCAACUGUUUUCCUUACAGCACAAUCAAGCAUAGACAUUAAUGUCAAAACUGGAAUCGUGGACAAAUGAUGGGUUUUCCUCUGGACUUUCUUUGCACUCGCUGAAAUAUGACCUUAUCGCUUACACGAUAAAGAGUCCAUAGAAUAUUACAGCGAUUACAGCAGUUUGUUCAUACUGUUAGAAUAAGAAGUACUGGUAGCACUUUACCUCACAGUGGCCAUGUUACACACAUUUCAAUAACGAUAAGACCUGAAAACGCUUUACGCAAAUAAAGAUGUGCUUUCUUGCAUUAAUGUGCACUAUCAAACCUCAGUCCUAAAGGUGGUGAUAGACAUAAUGUCAAAUGCCUGUGCCAUUAACUCAAAUAAUAUUUAGGUAGCCACCUGCACUCUCACAACAGUUGGGGCAGUUUCUUCUCAAAAGAUACUAAUAUAUACCAUUUAGGUACCUUAAAAGUACUCGUAUAGAGAGCGUAUAAGUGUUUAUAAAAAUCUAAAACCAAGAUUCUCUUAAAACUGUUGCAGAUAUAUCAUUUUCAUAGUUGGCAGGUAUUUCAUUUUAUUAGAUGUUUUAGCCAGUGGCAUUUUUUGAAGUGUGAAAUUGACACUAUAGUUUAGUAUGCUCACUACUGAGGGUGCAGAAGCAUCUGCAUUCGUGUACUUGUUUAGAGGAUGUUUUUGGCCUAACAGCAAUGACAUGGAAUUCUAAACUUCCACAAAUUAACUACAUGUUGUUCAUGAGUAUUGCUCAAGAACUUUCUUAUGUAAAUGCAUUGUAACACGGGCACUGUGAUGUAGAGUGAGCCUGAAUCCAUUUCUGUUGUGGAACAUGAGGUAGCACAAGCAUCCAGUUUUCAUUUAAGAAAAUGUGCAUCUAUUAUUUUAUCAAUAAUCAAUCAUCUCAGUUUUUGUAAAGGCCUUGCAGGUAUGUUAGGCAACUGUUAUUCCACUAACAGACGAACGCAUGAUGUUGUGCGACUCUUAGGCCUAGAUGAUUUGUCCUGAAGCCUUAACUGACAACACGAAAUGAAUACAGAUAAGAUUGUCCGUCACUUUUGUUUAUGGUUUGAAAACAUGAACUGGAGUGGUUUUGAUUGAAACGUUCUGUUCAUUGGCUGUUUUAUCUGGUUUGAUCAGUGAGGGGUUUGAUACGUUGUUUGUGCAGUAUUGUUUAACACCAUGUAGACAGCAUGUUGCUAAGGGUAGAUCUUACAUUUCCAUUUGAUUAUUUUUCAAACUUUGUUAUUAGUAUUUACGUUUUGCCUCUGCAGUUGAGUGGUAAGAAGAUUGCAUGAUCCCUGAAACUUUACAUUACAAUGUCCAUGUUACAAGCUACUAAAAUGAAUGACUAAAGUAAUAACAUAAACUGUGCAAAGAAGCUCCACAUAAUCAGAAGUAUAUUAUGUAAUAAACACUGUAAUGUAAAGUGUAAUCCUUUUCUUUUAGCUUUUGAAAUGAUUCCGUUACAAUCGGUUUAAUGUGUUCUGUUGCCUUUCUCUCUUCUGCAAUGUUGUGCCUUAGAAAUGCGCUCCUAGAUAAUGUCUAGCGUCGGCCACCCUUGCAUCCAAAGCUUCAAGUUACCAAUGUGUAUUGGUGAGAAUAUUAUGCAUAUGCACUGAGCACUCUGCUUUUACCCUUGUACUUUAUUCGAACACCAUGAAUGUGCGAGCAAGAGAUUUAAAAAUGAAACUCGCACCCUCUGUAAGCUCUUCACUCAUGUGCAUUUAGACAUGUACAAUUGUUAAAUAUCUAUAUUUAUCUAAAUCAACUGGAAAAGAGUUCAAUCCAAAUAUCAAAUUCAACAACAAGGACAGAUUACAUUCAGCAACACUAGCAUAUAAUUCUGCUUUCUAACUUCUGCUUCUGCUUUCUGUUAAUAUCUGAGAUUAAAAAAGCAUUGUCAUUUAGAUCCGGGCGGUUUUGAUUGUUGCUUGUAUAUGGUUUGUUUUAUUUUGUGGCAUUGUUAGAAUAUGAACUCAAACGGAAGGCAAUAAUUACUGGAAAGAGUAGCCAAGGAUGAGUGAGAUGUGUGUGACAAAUACUUUCAUAUUCUGUAUUUAUUAUACCCUUUUAAAAAUGAGCGAUAUAAGACAACCUACAAGACGCUGAAAUGCAAUGGCUUUUAUAGCAAGUGUAUGUUUUUAAAUAAACUGUAAUAAACCGUUUAAAUGCACUUGCAUUUGACCCACAUGCUUGUUUUUGUGACUGUAAUAUGGUUUUAUAUACACUCACUGGCCACUUUAUUAGGUACACCUUGCUA
Messenger RNA from Sinocyclocheilus grahami, 8216 nucleotides. RefSeq names its product LIM and calponin homology domains 1a (gene limch1a). The transcript has 33 exons. Bases 301 to 5862 code for a protein of 1853 amino acids. Gene Ontology annotation, biological process: regulation of focal adhesion assembly; positive regulation of stress fiber assembly. Gene Ontology annotation, cellular component: stress fiber. The record is from RefSeq and is a predicted model, not a curated record. Gene Ontology annotation, molecular function: myosin II head/neck binding. NCBI's taxonomy places the organism in Eukaryota, Metazoa, Chordata, Actinopteri, Cypriniformes, Cyprinidae.